This is a messenger RNA of Amoebophrya sp. A25, 1901 nucleotides long. The record is from the annotation of a GenBank genome assembly. NCBI's taxonomy places the organism in Eukaryota, Dinophyceae, Syndiniales, Amoebophryaceae.
GAGGAAUACACCGAUUCCCACCUACUUCGAUACGGCGGAUCUCUGCUGAACCGCCAAAAAAAUAUAUGUUCCAGGGGCCAGGGGCCAAGGCCUCCCCCCCGGUCUAACUUUUUGAGGGGGGCCUCCCGCCCCUGACCCAUUUUCCUCAGGGGCGCCCGGGCUGGAAGGCCUCCAAAUGCCCACCUCCGACCCCUUCCCGCUUCUUGCCUGGAUCCUACAGAGCCCCCAUCCCUGUGGGCGCCGAAGGCCGGGGGUGCAAGGCUUCCGAAGGUGGCAAGGCUGGGCCCCCUUUGGCUUGUUGUGGCUUGUUGCAUGUGCCCCAGAGGCCUCCAGGGUGCGGGUUCCUCACUGGGGGGGCCUCUUGGGAGGUGAAAGGCCUCCGACGAAGCAGGUGGCAAGGCUUGACCCCUCUCGCCGUGCUGCAUGUAUCCGACAGAACCCAGGCGGGCACGCCGCCUUGCCCUCACUCCUCCCCGCCUUUGGUCCUCAACCCCCCCGGCGUUUCUUUGGUGGAGGCGGACGAGGGCCAAAGGGGCCAGGCCUCGCGACCGUCGCCGCCUUCGGCGGCCUUCUUCCCCCGGAGGCCGUCCCCCUGAUAAGGUCCAAGAGUCGGGACGCCUGUCGGGUACACGCGGAGAGCCGCCAGGAGCCUCCGGCUCCGCCUUUUGGGGCCUUGGCUCCCGGAGGUCUUUACAUGUCACCACCGCGGAAAAAAGGGCGCGCGGGCGCCACCACCGCGCCAUCCACGGGGGGGAGCCUCCACCCCUGGAACAUAUAUAAACAUCCCGCACCACGCAAAUCUCACUUAUUUUUGCCUUUCAGCAUGACUGAGCGAUUACAUUACUGCCAUGGACAUGGUAGGUGAUUUCUCCCUAGAAGAAAGAGCUGCGGCCAAGGCUGCGGUCGCCAGCAUGGUGCGAAGGGUUUCUGCCUUUACGUCGCCAACAAAACCGACAACAACUUUGUUACAGGACUCGCCUCGUCGCAAGAGCAGCACCUCUCGCCGAGCUCGAGCGGAGACGCGUAGAAGUCUCCUGUGAAUAUCUACAUCAACUAAGUCAUUGCAGACGAGUGCUGUGUAAAGAAUUUUGUUCGCUGACGAAGACGAUGACUUCAUGUCGCUUAUCUUCUACUUAUUGAUUGCUGCUUCUAGACCUAGUGUCAUCUUUCAUCUUAUGCAGGUAAUCCGGACUACGACAACGCUCAAGGUGUCUUCACAGGGCGGGGCAUUGAGCGUCGAGGCAUACAGAAGGCCGAUGCGAACGAAGAUGAGAGGAGGAUGUGGGCUAUCGCGUUUUCGGACCAGGACAGGUGUAAUCUUGGAGGCGAACAAGACCCGUGCGUGAGGCCGUGCUUCUCCCGAAAACCAAAGGAGCAACGAUCAUCACGUGAGAGAAAGCGACACGCUGAUUCCAGACGAGGGCGGCACAGGAGGCCAAGGAAUCGGCACACGAACAACGUACAGCUCCCCAAAUUUUUCAGGGUAUCUCAACGAUACCUGGGUAUCAUGAUUUUUAAUCGAAGUCCGGUAGACACAGAAAAAGUUGAUAUACUGAAUCUGAAAAAAGUUGAUGAAGAUUGGGCACGCUAUGCUCUACUUCUACGUCCAGGCGCAUGGGCAUGGCACGACUUCGUGGGGCUCGCUGCGACGCAGAGUCCGGAGACUGAGAAUCGGUUUCAGCCCUGAACGACCGCUCCGGCCAGAAAAAGGUUAUGUAGUUGACAGUCCUCGGAGUAUGGUCUUCGUGUCGUCACCCAAAAUCGGCUACCGCAAUGUUUGUAAACUCCUGUCAGAAAGCGGAACAACGACGCGCAGUACUAGCAGUAGCUGUUCGCGAUCCCCAGAAGGCGUGGAUUCUACUUGGCGUUGGCUGUCGUCCCCAGCAUUUGUUGCUUCGCCA